AUGGGGAAGAAGCUUCUGAUCAUUGGAUCUGCUGUGGGCAUAUUUGCUACUUUGGGCUAUGCCAUUUGCCUCUUCCUCCCGUUGCACAAGGUUUAUUGGAAAAUUGGGAAUCUGUUCGAUGCCGUGCAUAUGAACGUUUACAGCAUGACAGUCCACUACGACUGGAAAUGGACGAGAGCGUGCAAGUUGGUACAAGCCUUCGGCACCAAAAAGGAUCUUUGUGCAAAAGACAAAGACGGCGAAUCAGCCUCUACCUCUGUAAUGCUACAGGACGCCUCAAGCACGUGGUGCACGGCCGCGUUCAAAAACGCGGUUACAGGAGGCUGCACUGCAAUGACCUGUGCAUAUUUGAUGGGCAUUAUUCUGAUUCUCUUUACAGUCGCCAACAUGAUCAUGCAGGGUGUGAGCUUAUUUCUCGUGCAAGAGUAUAUGAAAAAGCCCAAGAAGCAGUACCGCGAGACAGCAUUCUUCCUGGACCUCAUUGGUUGUGUCCUGAUGCUUGUGGGAGUUAUUCUGUACUGGCCAACAGCAAUCCUUGCGUUUGAUAGUAUCACCGUAGCUGGUGGCCUUGGUGAUAUAUUCUUUUCGCCAGCCGACAGCCUUGGUGUAACCUGGGGUUAUGUCCUGUUGUACUUCUUCAUCAUCAUUCAGGUGGUUUCCGUUAUCCUUCUUGGAAAUGGAUCCAACUCUGCUGAGACCAGAGAAGCAGAGCUUCGGGAGCAACGCAAGUUUAUGCAGGAGCAAGAGCUGUUCCAGCAGGCAACAGAGAUGACAAGCUCGAACUAUGGUGGAAAGGUUGGCGUCACCGCGCCACCAAAUCACUGGGGUCAAAGUUUCGGUCAAGGUCCUCAAGGCAAUUUUGGUGCACCAACGCCGCAGUCCUUUCAAAACUACGGCUAUGGUGGGCCUCCACCCAUGGCCCCGCAACCCAUGCCAAUGCAACCCAUGCAACCCAUGGCACCGCCGUCGAACAUGACCGCUGCUCCCAUGCAGCCAGCAGGCCCAUACUUCUGA
This is a messenger RNA of Durusdinium trenchii, 1014 nucleotides long. The record is from the annotation of a GenBank genome assembly. Lineage: Eukaryota; Dinophyceae; Suessiales; Symbiodiniaceae.